Uranotaenia lowii is the source of this 1086-nucleotide messenger RNA. RefSeq lists its product as uncharacterized. The record is from RefSeq and is a predicted model, not a curated record. The transcript has a single exon. Lineage: Eukaryota; Metazoa; Arthropoda; Insecta; Diptera; Culicidae. The coding region runs from base 289 to 984 and encodes 231 amino acids.
CCUAGGAAAGAAGAUCAGUAUUUUGCCCUACUUCGAAGCUGGGUUAGGAUUUUAGAGAAUUAAUUUUAGGUUUAUUGCGCCGGCUCGUUUAGUGUUUGAAUUUAUCCGAUCAGAAAAAUAAACGAAAAUGAAAGUUCCUCUUCGUAAAAUUAUCGUUCUACGGUUCACCUCAACGCACAACCAUCUCUCAUAUCGAUAACCGAUAAAACCGAACCCUUUAGAUAUCAGCCGGACUAUUUCGCAGUUGGAAGUGCACCUUUUAGGCGGUUUGAUUGAUAACAGCACACGAUGUUUGUCAGACUCCCUGCCCUUCGUUUGCUAGUGGUGCUGUAUUCACUUAACCUUGAAUUUCGCUCGGCCCUAGCAGUUUUGCAGUGCAAUGCCUGCGCUUCUCAGAGCGAUUGGAGCAGCUGUGUCAAUCAGUCAUUUCUGUUGGAAUGUUCCCCGGAGUUAGUCGAUGCAACACACAAAGUGCUCCAACAGUACAACCCCAGCUUGGGCAUUAUAGGAUCAGGAUCACACAUCUACGAUCAAUUUACGUGCUACAGUUUUGGAACAGAAAUUGGCUUCCCACAGAACAAAUUGUACUCCGAGGGAUGUACGUAUCGAAAUAUCAACUUUUGCUCAGGAUGGAACGAAACGUUUAUCCAGGUGUUGAGCUGUGAACUCAAUCCACCGGAUGAUGUCGUGUCAUCGACAACAUCAACUACGUCAGGGUCCACAAGCUCCAACACGGAUUCUCCGACGUCAACAACGACAACAUCGACAACAUCGACUCCUGUUGAUGUGACUACAACCUCAUAUUCAACAUCUUCGGGACCACCUCCAAAAUCUACCAGUUCAGGGCUGUCCCGGGGAACGAUCGCCGGAAUAGCAGGAAUCGUGGCCGGGUUUGUCGGACUGCUACUACUGUGUGCUCUUGUGCGAGCCGGAAUCACAAGAAAGGGGCAGCGAACUCAACAACUGCUGUUGGAUUGGGGAUGAACUUACCGUCUCAUUUUAAAGAUCUAAACAGCAAGGCACAGAGUUCAAUUGAGUGAGAUUAUUCAGCUUACCUGAAAAAAAAAAGAAACAGAGAAAAAAGAG